Messenger RNA from Pocillopora damicornis (cauliflower coral), 1374 nucleotides. RefSeq lists its product as uncharacterized. The record is from RefSeq and is a predicted model, not a curated record. NCBI's taxonomy places the organism in Eukaryota, Metazoa, Cnidaria, Anthozoa, Scleractinia, Pocilloporidae.
UCACAUGAACUCACAUUAUGGCGGUCAACUUUUGUACCGUCUUGGCCUCUGUUUGCCUUCUGUGUGCUGUUAUGGUGGAAGGAAACGAUGAAGACCGUGAUUACAGAGACUUUUAUGAGUAUGAUGACGACGAUAAUGGCAUCAAAAAAGCUGAAAAAUGCCCCGAUAUUAACUUACCCAGAGGUCUUGGCGGCCCUUGCAAAGUCAGUGAUUUUUGCAGCAAUAUUACUUGCGAGGUGAAGGUGGGGGAGAAGAGUGCCACCUUAAUUUUCAAAAUAAACCAGUGUGAUGAUCCCAUAACUGCCACAGUCACUGUCAAGAUACAAGGUUAUGCAGUUGAUUGGUCGCAUACAUUUAAGGAUGGUGAAAAGAUCAAGCUUCCGGUUGGGAAGGAAUCCGGUGUAAUGGCACAAGGAUCAGUUUCACUUUUGGUUGUGUUGAAAAGAGAAGGCAAAAAGUUGCAUUUUAAGCUUCAGUUGUUGGGAAAAGUUGAAGUACCAUUAUAUCACAAACUGGACGGGCCCAUCGAUAAAACUCUGAUCGACGGAAAAAUUUCGCUGUCAGAUAAACAUUGCGGUUUCAGCGCUUGGUUCAACAAACAGCCGCGUUACAUAAAGAUUUUGGUGAUUGCGGGCCCUAUCUUGGUCUUUAUCCUUCUGCUCGUGCUCACAGUGUACUGUCGUAUGAGAUGUAAGCACCGUGCGCCCACACGCCUUCAUGUGGAGAUGCCGAGUCAUCGUGCCCGGACCACCACGACCAGAAGUAAAGUUCCUAUGCAACGGCUGAUAAAUCAGGAAUAAAUAUGUGUGCAUAUACCCUGAAAACUCAGGGCGGGAAGCACGAGAUGGAAAAAUAAGUGAAAACUGAAGAAACCACUUCAAGUACAAAACAAAUUAAUGACCAUAAAAGACAAUUAAACUACGCGGAAAUCUGCGAAAACUGCAGAAAUUACCAAAAAGUAAAUUUGAUAAAGUAUUGGAAACCGUACGAUACGUUAAUUAUUCUUAAUUUGAUUGACAUUUAUAAAUAAUUUCGUUUACCUAUGCAUAAGCAAACAAACAUGUAUGCGGCACGUGUCUCAUCGCUCCAUAUAUGGCACUGUUCCACGUGCUUACAACGGGACGUUGAAUGUUUUUUCUUUCGAAUAAGCCGAGAGUUAACCCGAAGCGUUGUAGUAAAAUCUUAAAAUCAAGUGAAUAAACCGUGAGUUAAUAAGGAAGCGUGGUACAGCUCUUUCACGUUUUCAACAAAAGGAGUUAAAUAUAUACUUUUCAUAAGUGAUCAAUUUGAACUAAACUUAUAUCAAAUUUUAGUGUUAAGUUGGCUUCUGUCGAGAAAACAAACAUGAUAUAUGAUUCAUUAUAUUAUUAUACA